AUGUCUGAUUUGUCAUUCUGUCAAACUCAUAAAAUUCUUGUAUAUCAAGAUAUUGCUUGGACAAUAGAAUUAUCUGAAAGAAGGUCAAUACUUGUUCGUUCAGAAAUUAUAGAUGAAAAUAAAAUUACACAAUGUCCUACAAUUACAAUUGAAAAAUAUAAUAAAUGUUAUGUUUUAGGAUAUGGACAAUGUAGAAGAGAUCCUCCUAUUGCAUCUUCAAUACUAAAGAGAACAAUAUUAUCUGAUGUUUUUUGGUUAAAAUCAACAAGUUAUCCUGGUAGAAUAUGGGUUCAUAAAAGAUUUUUAAUGAAUGAAGCGGAAAAUAUGAUUCAAAAAUUACUUAGUACUACCAAUGUUUACAUUGUUUAUCCAGGAAUGGAAAGUACUAUUACUAAACCAUUAUUUAAAAGAAAUAAUCAAAUAUUUAAAUCAGUUGAACAAUUAAAUACACAAAACCAAACAAAUUCACCAUUUAAACCAAUUGUUAAUCAAGUAAAAAUUACAGAAAAUAAUCUUAUUAUUGAACCUAUUUGUUCUCUUAAAGAAGUUUCAAAUUCAAUUAAAACAAUGUUACCUUCACUUCCAAAUCCAUUCUUUACUAAGUUAAAAGAAAUAAAAGAAGAGAAAAAAGAUGAAAUUCCACAUUCAUUUAAUUCAACACAAAUAACAAUGAAUAUUAAUUGUAAAAAACAAGAAAAAAUACAAAUUCUUUCAGUAAAAAUAAUUAAAUCAAUAUUUACUAUAGGUUCAGAAUUUCUUGGACCAACAUUAAUUUGUGUUAAAGUAAUAGCAGAAGGAUUAUUUGGUACAUUAAAUAAUUUUCCAUUAAAAAUACAAAGUCCAGAAGAAAUGAAAGGAUAUACUAAUGACUUUCUUAAAAUUAUUACAAAUUCAUUUAUUAAACCUGAAUCAUAUUUAAUAAGUGGAAUUUUUGUAUUUGGAAUUGAAUAUGCACAACUUAAAAAAAUUUGGGAUUUAAGAAUGAAAAAUAAAGAAGCUGUAAAUCAAUUAAUAACUGAUAUGAAAAAAUAUUUUCAAAUAAUAUCAUUUUGUUUUACAGAUUCAUUUAGAGAAUAUAUUGAAAAUGUGUUUAAAAAUUCUUUAAUUCCAUCAGAAUUUGAUAUUUUCCAUUUCUUUAAAUCAGAUAUUGAAUUAUUUAAAUGGAAUAUUGAACAAACAGAAUAUUUAUCUAAAAGAUUUACUUAUAAAUAA
Entamoeba histolytica HM-1:IMSS is the source of this 1212-nucleotide messenger RNA. RefSeq lists its product as uncharacterized. The coding region runs from base 1 to 1212 and encodes 403 amino acids. The transcript is spliced from 2 exons. NCBI's taxonomy places the organism in Eukaryota, Evosea, Mastigamoebida, Endamoebidae. The record is from RefSeq and is a predicted model, not a curated record.